UUUGCCUCCCGCGAGCAGGCGGCGAGAGGGACGCUCAGGUUCUCCUCGCCUCACAGCCGGGGGGCGAGUGGGCCGGCCGAGCCCGCCCCUCAGCGCCAGGCGGCUCUGGGCAGCAGCCGGGACGGCAGCAGAGGCAGUCCUCGGACUUACGACACAGUUGGUUCCUGAACAUUGCCUCGUAAAUUGAAGUGUCGUAACUCGGAACCGCAAUACACUCCAUUGUGGGAGCGAGCAUCGUAAAGUCGAACCAAUUGUCAAAGCUGUGAUGAAGACAUGACUUCCAGUGGCAGUAAUGCAGAGAGCGUGAACCCUGUGCUCAGAAUAAGUCAGCUGGAUGCUCUUGAACUAAACAAAGCCUUGGAGCAGCUAGUUUGGUCCCAGUUUUCCAGCUGUUUUCAUGGAUUUAAACCAGGGCUGUUGGCUCACAUUGAACCAGAAGUAAAAGCAUUUUUAUGGCUUUUCUUGUGGAGAUUCACCAUCUAUUCUAAGAAUGCAACUGUGGGACAGACUAUUCUGAAUAUUCAGUACAAGAAUGACUUAUCUCAAACACAGAAAUAUCAGCCAUUGAGCAAACAUCAGAAGUUAUGGUAUCUUAUCUGCACUGUUGGUGGAAGGUGGUUGGAAGAAAGAUGCUAUGAUUUGUUCAGCAGUCGCCAACUAGACUCAUUCUUCAGAGCCAAGCAUUUCAUUAAUUUUGUAGCUGGACUUCUAAAACUUUGUGGACUACUGAACUUUCUGAUUUUCCUUCAGAAAGGAAAAUUUGCAACAUUUACCGAACGUAUUUUAGGAAUUAGAUCUGUCUUUUGUAGGCCUCAGAAUGUUCGUCAAAUAGGGUUUGAAUACAUGAACAGGGAACUUCUUUGGCAUGGCUUUGCUGAAUUUCUCAUCUAUCUUCUACCACUCAUUAACAUGCAAAAGCUCAAACUCAAAAUUUCAUCUUGGUCUUUGCCUAUUGCAGUUUUUUCCAACAGUGAAAACACUUUAGCAGCACAUUGCAAGGAAUGUUCUGUAUGUGGGGAGUGGCCAACUAUGCCUCAUACCAUAGGCUGCUCACAUGUUUUCUGCUACUAUUGUAUUAAAAGCAACUGCUUAUUUGACAUGUAUUUUACCUGUCCUAAGUGUGGUACAGAGGUACACAGUAUUCAGCCAUUGAAAUACAAGAUUGAAAUGACAGAAGUUCACACCCUCUAGAGUUUUUUGCAGUGCACUUGAAGCACAUACUUUAGAGUAAACUGUAUAAUAUUCAGAACCACUAUUAAAUUGAUCAUAUUGUCAUCUUUGUUUACAGCAGAUUGAUCUUUCUGUCUUAUGUCUGUGGAUAUAAUAAAGUCUGUAUUGACAUUAGUUUCCAUAUACUAAUAUAAAAUUGUAAUUUAACCAUUAUUCCAAUUAUAAUCAAAGAUUCAUGGGACUAUAUUGUUGGUAGCUAUCCACAUAUUUCAUCAACUGCCUUAUAGAAUCACCAUAAAAGACAUUCCUUGUAAACUACUUUUGAGGUAAGUAACUCAUUAGCAUCUAUAAUAAAGUAGUGAGACCACCUAAAGAAAAUGGAGAGCUGCACCCUAGGAUAUAUCAGCAAAAAAAAAAAAAAAAUCAUGUUCUCUUAGUACUGGGGAAUAGGCUUAAAAGUACCUUUUAAACAGUUUUUGCCACUUUGCACCAUUAAGUCAGUUUAAAUUCAUUGCAGUGAAUCUCUUCCCUAAUUGUCCCAACCAAAUGCAUCUACCGUUCCAGGCUACUAAGUGGAUACCACCCUAAUCUAUUAUAAGUCAUAGGGUACUUUUAUUGCCUUUAUAAACAUUUAUUAUAGGCAUUCAUAUACCACAGUGAUAAACGUGGGUCUCUUUGGUUAUUUCCAUUGUUGUUGUACCACAAUUUCACUGGAUAUCAAUUAUCAGUACAGCUCUGCAAUAGCAGAGCACCAAACUCUGAAGCUGUCAUAAAUAACAGAUGUUUUAGUGUGUGUGUCUGGGGGGCGGUUCCUUAGCAAUACUAGAUUUUAUUUUUAUUUUAUUUGUUUUACUAUGUAAUUAGGUGAAAUCUUGGCUGCAGAGGAGU
Messenger RNA from Mauremys mutica (yellowpond turtle), 2058 nucleotides. RefSeq names its product peroxisomal biogenesis factor 2 (gene PEX2). Bases 274 to 1191 code for a protein of 305 amino acids. NCBI's taxonomy places the organism in Eukaryota, Metazoa, Chordata, Testudines, Geoemydidae. Gene Ontology annotation, biological process: protein import into peroxisome matrix. Gene Ontology annotation, molecular function: zinc ion binding. The record is from RefSeq and is a predicted model, not a curated record. The transcript has 3 exons. Gene Ontology annotation, cellular component: peroxisomal membrane.